UUAUAAUUAUCCAGUUAUAGUUUUUCUUUGCGCGAACAUCUGAGUCAGUAUCGUAUGCGCAGAUUGCAAAGUGUCACAAGUGUUUUGACAGCUGCUGCUGCUGUUGCUGGUGGCUUGUUGGUGGACUAGGUCCUUGCUCUUUUUCCUUUUUAGUCAGUUGGGUUCUGUACUUCAGUUAUUACGUGUUGCCCGUCAGUGGCUUCCAAAAAGUUCAGUGUCAUACUUUCUUCGUUACGUAUUGUGUAUAGUAUGCGAAGUUUUUUCAAUUUUUCAUUAACACGACACACUCUUUUUUUUUAUAAACAUAUAUUAAAAAAUAAAUAUUAUAAAACAUUAUCAAAAUGAACCGACCAAAUUAUAAUCAGAACUACAAAUUGGUAGUCGUCGGAGGCGGUGGUGUUGGAAAGUCGGCGAUUACCAUACAAUUCAUUCAGAAAUAUUUUGUAACAGACUAUGAUCCUACAAUAGAGGAUUCAUAUACAAAACAAUGUGUAGUUGAUGAUGUUCCAGCAAAAUUAGAUAUUUUGGAUACUGCUGGUCAAGAAGAAUUUAGUGCCAUGAGAGAACAAUAUAUGAGAUCUGGUGAAGGAUUUUUAUUGGUAUUUUCCGUCGCAGAUAAAACAAGUUUUAAUGAGAUGGAAAAAUUUCAUAGACAAAUACUAAGGGUUAAGGAUAGAGAUGAAUUUCCUAUGCUAAUGGUUGGGAACAAAGCAGAUUUAAGUAGUCAAAGAAUGGUUUCUAUACAAGACGCACAAAAUAUGGCUAUGCAACUGAAAAUACCUUACAUAGAAUGCAGUGCCAAAGCUGGAAUGAACAUAGAUCAAUCAUUCCAUGAACUUGUUCGUAUUGUAAGAAGAUUUCAAUUAUCUGAAAGACCACCAAUUAAAUCAUUGCCACAGAAAAAUUCUAAAAAGUGUUCCAUACUUUAGCAAAUUAUAUUGUAGAAUAUACAAUAUAAGUAUGGUUAUAUAGCAACCAGCACUUAACUUAUUUGUUGUGUUCACAAUUAUUGUCAAUUUUAACUAUUCACAUUUAAAACAAAUAUUUUUCACAGUAUUAAAUUUUAAUAUCUAGUCGUACAACAUUGUACAUCAGAAUAAAACUAUUGAUACUUCAUUAACAUAUCAGGCAUUUUAUUAUUAAUAACAUUAUUUUAAGUGAGCGUCAAGA
Molecule: messenger RNA, 1170 nt
Organism: Sipha flava (yellow sugarcane aphid)
Lineage: Eukaryota; Metazoa; Arthropoda; Insecta; Hemiptera; Aphididae
Gene: Ras64B
Product: ras-like protein 2
Exons: 4
Coding region: 342-929 (195 amino acids)
Biological process (GO): signal transduction
Cellular component (GO): plasma membrane
Molecular function (GO): GDP binding; GTPase activity; GTP binding
Source: RefSeq, a predicted model, not a curated record